Molecule: messenger RNA, 1260 nt
Organism: Heterobilharzia americana
Lineage: Eukaryota; Metazoa; Platyhelminthes; Trematoda; Strigeidida; Schistosomatidae
Source: the annotation of a GenBank genome assembly
CCGAAAUGUAGCAACUGUUUUCUUGAUAGAAAUACACACUUCUCUAAAACUUCUUCCAUUUAGAACCAUGGACUCGACGAACGUCGUUAUACAUUCUGGAGUUCAGGCUAUUUUAGACCAGCUAGGUUUUGGUUGGUAUCAAGUUCGUGUUAUUGUAAUUAUCGGCAUGGCGCAAGCGACUGAUACGAUGGAAACAUUGAUUCAAGCGAUUCUCGGACCGACAUUGCGCUGUGAAUGGAACAUGAGUUCGGAUUAUGUUGCUCUCCUUACUACUCUCGUUUUCUUGGGUGUAUGCAUAGGAUCUCCACCCAUUGGAUACCUCUCAGAUAGACUCGGAAGAAAGGAUUUGAAUGUAGUUUGUUGUCUUGCACUUAUUCAUAUGACAUGGCUGUGUGCGAUUUCACCCACCUACUCAUGGCUUGCAACAUUGCGUUUUAUCUCAGGUCUGUACAUCGGUGGUCUCUUAACAGCUGGGUGCUCAAUGAUAUCGGAAGUACUUCCAGAGAAUUAUCAAGCUACUGGUCAGUUACUUGUUUGUUUCUUCGAUUCGUUUAUUGCUCUGUAUGUAACUGGUAUUGGCCUUGGAUGCUCAGUGUCAAAACUUAGCUGGAGAUUCUUUGUGCUUUUUACAACAGCUCCGCUUUUGCUAUGUGCAUUUGGCCUAGCCUAUUUCAUUCAAGAGUCCCCCAUUCUUUUGGCUCAGUGGGGAAAUCAUGAAGAGGCAGCAAAAAUUUUGGACGAAAUAGCACGGUGUAAUGAUCGCAUUCCUGAAAGCACAGAUGUGGAAAAUAACUUUUCAGAAAAACCUUUCAGUUUUGUCAAUAAUUUAUCACUUAUUGAGGAAAAACAGAAUCAUUCGAACACCACACCAACUUUCAAAAAUACCAUGAAACUCAUUUACAAUCAAUAUGCUCUUGCAACUCCUCUGUUAAUCGCCAUUAAUUUUAUAUGGGGGAUGAUUAUAUAUGGUGCAACUACAUUACUUCCAGUUGAACUACCAUCAACUCCAAGAACUUGCUUACAAUAACCAACUUUCGUGCUGUUUCCACUCCCAAAAAUCACUAGAAUUUGAUAAACCAUUAUGUCUUCAUAUUUGUGUCUGAUUUGAACCAUCUUCAAAGUGAGAUCAAAUACAAAGGUUUAUUUGAGUUUAUCAUCACAGACCUAACAUGCAGUUUAUUUCACAGGGAAAAAAUGAAACGCCUUAUUACCUAUGGACAGCAGUCAAGCAGCUACCAAAGACUGGGAAGCGGAUAGUGG